AUGACUGAACUUGCCUCUGGCAUUGCACAAAAGAUCUUGGAGAAGCUAGGAUCCCUUGUUCACGAAGAGCUCCGCUUGGUUCUGGACAUCAAAAGCGAGCUGACAGAACUUGAGGCCACUGUGACAACCAUUAAAGCCGUGCUCUUGGAUGCUGAAGAGAAGCAAGCUAACAAUUGGGCGCUGAGCAUCUGGCUAAGACAGCUCAAAGAUAUAUUUUAUGAUGCCGAGGAUGUGUUGGAUGAAGUUGAGUGCCAAGUUUUAAGGAAGCAAGUGGUCACAACAUAUGGGAGCACUAGUAGAAAGGUAUGUGAUUUCUUUUCAUGUUUUCCUGCCCUUGCAUUUCGUUCUCAACUGGGUCACAAAAUCAAGAACAUUAGGGAGAGGUUGGGUAAGAUUACAGCUGAAAAGGAUAAAUUUAAUCUCGUUGAACGAGUUGAAGAUAGGUAUGUCAUGCACCGGAGGAGGGGCAUGACACACUCAUAUGUUCCUCCUUCAAAUGUCAUUGGUAGGGAAAAUGAUCAAAAAAAUAUAACAGAUCUUUUGAUGAAACAUGAUGCUAAUAGAAAUAAUGUCAAUGUAAUUUCUAUAGUUGGAUUAGGAGGGAUAGGGAAGACCACACUUGCUAAGUUGGCGUACAAUGAUAAACGUGUAGCUGAGCAUUUUGAAUUGAGAAUGUGGGUAUAUGUGUCUGAGGAUUUUGAUGUUACUAAAUUGAUAAGAGAAAUCAUUGCAGAAGUAGGUGUUAGAACUGAUGAAAAGUUGAGUACUCUAAAUGAGUUGCAAACCAACUUGAGAGAAAAAUUGAGGAAUAAGAGAUUUUUACUUGUCUUGGAUGAUGUUUGGAAUGAAGAUCGUAAUAAAUGGAUGGAAUUGAGAGAUUUGUUACUUGGUUGUUCUGAAGGAAGUAAAAUUUUGGUGACAACACGUAGUAAUAAGGUUGCUUCCAUUAUGGGCACAGUUUCCACACACAAUUUAAAAGGUUUAUCCGAAAAGGAUUCUUUGUCUUUGUUUAGAAAAUUUGCAUUUAAGGAUGGGGAAGACAAAAAAUAUCCAAACCUCUUAGAAAUUGGAAAAGAAAUUGUGGAAAAAUGCAAAGGAGUUCCAUUGGCACUAAGGACUUUAGGCAGUCUACUUUUCUCAAAGCUUGGUGAACGAGAGUGGCAAUUUGUGAGAGAUAAUGAGAUAUGGAAAUUAGAACAACAGGAGGAUGAUAUUUUACCUGCAUUAAAACUAAGUUACGAUCAAAUGUCAUCUCACUUGAAGCAAUGCUUUGCUUUCUGUUCUCUUUUCCCAAAGGAUCAAGAAUUCGAUAGUGGUGAGUUGAUUUCAUUUUGGAUGGCACAUGGACUCCUUAACAAAACACUCAAUAGUCAAGAGUUGGAAGAUGUUGGCGACGUGUAUUUCAAGGAGUUGUGGUCGAGAUCUUUCUUCGAAAAUGUUGAGAAUGAACUAUGGUACUACAGGUAUAGGUUUAAAAUGCACGAUCUUGUCCAUGACCUUGCACUCAAGGUUGCUGAAGAAGAGUGUUCAAUAGUCAACUUCUACACCCAAAAUAUUCCUAGAACAGCUCGUCAUUUGUCAUUUUUACAAAAUGGUCGACAAGUUCCAAGUUACUUUUACAAGUUAAGUAGUGGUGUGCGGACCGCUCUGUUCCCAAUCGAGCAACAAGUGUCGACCUUAGUUGAAGAAUGCAUCUUGAAAUUCAAGUGCUUGCGGGUGCUUGACUUAAGCUUAUCAUCGUUUGAGGUGUUGUCAAGCUCUAUCGAUACUUUGAAGCAUUUGAGAUAUUUGAGCCUAGCUUGGAAUGGCAGUAUCAAGAAACUUCCUCAUUCCAUUUGCAAUCUGUACAAUUUGCAAACUUUGCUACUUCAUGGGUGUGAGCGACUUGAGCGGUUGCCCAAAGAUACAACAAAGAUGAUCCGUCUUAGAAUCUUUGUUUCAAGGGAUAUCGAUGGACGGGAGCCUUACUAG
Messenger RNA from Corylus avellana, 1971 nucleotides. Lineage: Eukaryota; Viridiplantae; Streptophyta; Magnoliopsida; Fagales; Betulaceae. The record is from RefSeq and is a predicted model, not a curated record.